Molecule: messenger RNA, 1286 nt
Organism: Schistosoma bovis
Lineage: Eukaryota; Metazoa; Platyhelminthes; Trematoda; Strigeidida; Schistosomatidae
Source: the annotation of a GenBank genome assembly
GAAUUUUAUUUUCGGCCUCAAUUCUAGAUGAAGGUGAUGACUUCGGUUUGUCAAAUAUAAAUAUAAUUUGGAAGUGUCGAGAUGGAUGAUGAAGUUGACUACAUGUCUGAUGCCAUUUUGAAUGAAAUAGAAGAUGUAAAACCGGGAUUAUUUAUAUCACGAGAUGUCCAACGACAGCGUACAGUGGAGGCGAAUCGACGGAAAAACAAAUGUCUUUCCAAGUCGGAAAGGGAAAUCCAUCACCUCAAGGAAGGUUUAAAGAAAAAGGUUGGGCCUGAAAAUAAAGGUUUCAGUCUACUUUCAAAAAUGGGAUACGUUCCGGGUAAAGGUUUGGGAAAAAAUGCUACUGGGAUAGCUGAUCCUGUUUCUAUUGAAAUCCCUCAGGGUCGUGAAGGCCUCGGUUUCGCGUCUGAAAAAAACGAACGUAUGAUAUUUAGGGAAAACCUCAAACAACAAAUACAAAUGGCUUACAAAGAUGAAUUCCGAAGCACUAUGGCCGUGAGAUUUCGUCAGAACCGUUUGAACCGACAACUGGAUGUUGCCCGUCGGAUAUGUCAAGAUCUGGAUUUAAAAGAACUUAUUGAAACUCCGGUUCACGAAUCAUUCUGGCCACCUAUUGAUCUUGUUCCAACUGAGGUCGCUGAUAAUGGUAAAUAUGGAUCAGUCACUUCGAAUGGUUUUAAGUCUGUUAAAGACAGAAUUCCUAUUUUGCAGAUAAUGAUUUAGCCAAACUGGACUCGAAACAUGCGAAUUGUGACUACACUUCUGUCGAAAGAAAUUUCAUACAACUUUUGAAUUAUUUACGAAGUCGACAUAAUUAUUGCUUUUGGUGUAGCCUGCAGUACCAAAAUCAAUCUGAACUUUUAGAACAAUGCCCUGGAGAGGAUGAAGACCAACACGAUUAAUCCAUCUUACCUAAGAUAUUAUGUACAGACAAUUAAUUAUUGCAUAUAUUCUAUUAUACUUUGAGUUGUUGAUUCACAGCUUCACUUAUGUUUUAACAUAGGUUUGUUAUGAAUAUUAAAUGUACGUAAAACUGGUACAUAUGAAGAAAACUAGAUUCACAAACUUAUAUUGGUUAAAUAAGUUAGUUCAUAGUUUAAUUAUUUUCUUUGGUGAUCUGCCCACAGUAUACUUUCUUUAAGUAGUUGCAGUUUUUCUCCCUCGCGAUUGUCAGUGUCAUUUUCCUUUAUUUCUAAGAAAAAUAUUUUGGUACAGCACAGGUUCAUAAAAAUACCCUGAACAGAAUUUAAGUUGUUGUGAAGUGAAAAAGCAAAUCGUCGUAU